Messenger RNA from Durusdinium trenchii, 1278 nucleotides. Lineage: Eukaryota; Dinophyceae; Suessiales; Symbiodiniaceae. The record is from the annotation of a GenBank genome assembly.
AUGAGACGAACACUGCUUUUCGCUCCUACUGCAGAUACUUUUCCCAACAGUUGCACCACCGUCACACUCUUCGAUGCCAACUUGAUCUGGGGAAAAGGGGAAAAACCCAUGGGACAUGCCUUUUUGGCCUUUUUCUCCUACAGCAAUUACUACAAAGAUGACAAAGGAGAGACUGGCUCACAGCGGACGUUGGACGUCCGAGUGAUGCUGCGCUCCAUUAGUGCAGGGAAGGAGAAUGCCAUGUGCUCUGGAUCCUUCCAGGUUCAGAAUGGCAGCUGCUUUGGCAUAAACACUGGGUCCAACCGAUACAAUGCGGAAGCCACCGAGCCCUUGCCUGCGCCGACCCUGGACGGGGAGCCCCCCUGGCCCAUUCCGGACUACAUCAAAACGCCCAGCAAGGCGGAUCAACUUGGCCCCCUGUGGAUCGCUCUUUGCGUCCUCUUGAUCUGCGCACGCUGCGCCUGCCGCUUCUACUUCCGCCGGCGGCGCGCCGCGGACGCGGAGAUCCAGCGCCACCUGGAGUCCGUCAUCGUCGAGAAGACCGGAGGUGCCAAGCCUGUGCAGGCGGGUUUGCCAGCCGUGUCCUUGGCAGCCAUCCUCAACAAGGUGCCGGGAGGCUCAGAGCGAAUGGCCAACGUCACACGGGGUCUCAGAGGCUCCGCUUCAAUGGCGGUGAGGAGCGCUGCCCCAAGCCGUCUUGACGGCGCCGCGCAGGCGGAUGCAGCCAUGGCGCAUGGAGCAGAGCGGAUGACACCAGAUGGCUGUGGGUGCCAUGACCGACCCGAUGUGUCCACCCAAAAGCGGAAGGAUAGGGCACCGAACCUGUUCCUGCAGGCACCGCCGUUGGAUCGGAAGGUUUGGUUGAAUGGUCAAUGCAUCCAACGCGUUAGGCAGUGCGCCAGAGGCCAAGACUUGGGCCGCAAAGGUGCUCAGAGGCUUGCUCGCGCUUUGCUACCGCAUCAAAGUCUUCGGGAAUUGAAUUUAGCCUGUACAAAGCUAACUGAUGCUGGCAUCGCCUACGUGGCGGGCGCGCUGCAGAGGAAUGUGUCGUUGGUGUCGGUGAACUUGCGGAACAACGAGCUGGGCGACGUGGGUACUGAGGCCCUGGCGUCCGCUUUGAGCUGCGCUUGGAAGGAGAAUGAGAGCUACCAGUUGGUAGAGCUGAACCUCAGCGGGAACCUCUUCAGCGACUUGGGGCUUCAGGCCUUUGGAGAGGUCCUGGGCAGUGGCUGUCCUUUGAAGCUGCUGGAGCUCUCACAUUUGAAGUGCCUGGGAUGA